Messenger RNA from Malurus melanocephalus (red-backed fairy wren), 1409 nucleotides. RefSeq names its product dolichyl-phosphate mannosyltransferase subunit 2, regulatory (gene DPM2). Gene Ontology annotation, molecular function: enzyme regulator activity. NCBI's taxonomy places the organism in Eukaryota, Metazoa, Chordata, Aves, Passeriformes, Maluridae. Gene Ontology annotation, cellular component: dolichol-phosphate-mannose synthase complex; endoplasmic reticulum membrane. The transcript is spliced from 4 exons. The record is from RefSeq and is a predicted model, not a curated record. Bases 1 to 627 code for a protein of 208 amino acids. Gene Ontology annotation, biological process: GPI anchor biosynthetic process.
AUGCACAAUUCCCCCCGCUUCCCUUCUGAGAGCUGUGUCCGUCAGCCCCCUCCCCGCGCCAUCCGAUCCCGCAGCGCCUCUGCGGCYGUGGAAACCCCGUGCGAGGCUCCCUGGCUGCCGCCCCUGCGGAGAGACCGGGCCCGGCCGCYUCCCGGGGCAGGCGGGAUCGGUCCGUGGGCGACCCCGGCCGGAGAUGCGGGGUGUGGACUGGCUCAGGAGUUCCAUGCGGCAAGGCCCGGCAGCCGCGGUGUCCGUGUCCCGGGCUUUCCCGUCCCCCCGGUGUCCCGGCCCGCAGCAGCGCGGUCACGUAGCCAACACCCGGUGCCCUGGCCGGCGCUGCCGUGCGGAUCCCGCUCUGACCGUGUCCCUUUGCAGGCCACAGCGACGGACCAGCUGGUUGGGUUUGGCUUGGUCGCCUUCAGCCUCGUCCUCUUUGUUUACUACACCCUCUGGAUCAUCAUACUGCCCUUCAUUGACAGCGACCAUGGGAUCCACCAGUAUUUCCUGCCUCGGGAAUAYGCAGUUAUCAUCCCUGUGGCGGCCGGGCUGCUGCUGCUGCUAUUUAUAGGUGUUUUUAUAAUGUUCGUCAUGUGGAAGAGCAGGAAACCUGCCAAGAAAUCAGACUGAAGGCCGACAUGAGGAGAUGAGGAGGUGCCCACGCUGCGGUGUCGUAGCCAGGAAAAGACUUUUCCUGCAGCUCCAGGCAGACACCUCCUCCGGGGUGCCCRGCACUGAGCUGCUCCCACGUUCCUUCCUGCAGAGACUAAACCUGUAGUUUACAAUUUACUGACCAAAGAGAAGCAGGAUUCAUCCAAGGCUCAUCACAUGAGGGACCAGAGCCCCUGCUGAGGGAUCUGCUSUCCCUGCUCCCCAGCUGGGGCUGCCCUGCCCACUCUGGGCACUCCUUCCCCUCUGCUCUGGCUCUGCCCAGUAGUUUGUUCCUUCUGGAACCUUUUUAAAGUUUACAUAUGCUUUGUGGGGUUGUUUUGAUUCAAGUCUGAGAGGAAAGAAAUGAGAAUUUGUGCUUGGAAAGAGCAGGUUUGCCUUCUCCAUUUGCUGCWGGAAGGGAAACUCAUGGUGCUGGGGGCUCUUGCCUUUCUGAAGAAGGACCCCAUGAGGCUGGGUGUGUGGGAACAGUGCUGCCUUCUGCAUCCCACCAUGCAGUCACCCAGAUGAGGGGGUGGUGAGGRGAUGUCCUGGAUCACGAGGGAGUGUUUGGGGGUGGUUCCCAUCACAGCUGCCAGCCCUGGCUGGGUUCCUGUCCCAGACAAGGCRCCCUGUGCCAGCCAGGCUGGGGCUGAGCAGGAGGGUGUGGUGGCACUGUCCUUCCCCCAUGGGGUUUCCUCUCCUGGCAGCUCCCCUGGACCAUGGUGAGCAGGAUCACUCUCAAUAAAGGUCUGCAAGAUCUC